Messenger RNA from Cladophialophora carrionii CBS 160.54, 921 nucleotides. RefSeq lists its product as uncharacterized. The coding region runs from base 1 to 921 and encodes 306 amino acids. The transcript has a single exon. Lineage: Eukaryota; Fungi; Ascomycota; Eurotiomycetes; Chaetothyriales; Herpotrichiellaceae. The record is from RefSeq and is a predicted model, not a curated record.
AUGUCAGAGGCAGGUGACGUGCCCAGUCCGCUCAAAUUGACGUUUGCCGUCGAGAUUGAGCAUCUUUUCGGCAUCAAGCAGAACGAAGUCGCAGUCAAGCCGGAAUACGCCUGGCUUCGUCCGGAAAACUGCGCAGUGGAAACAGACGGCGUCCUCAUGUCACUUCCUGAGUGGUACCCCGAAAGCUACAACCCGGAUGACAAGCAGCACCGCACAGAGCUGUACCUUGCAGGACUACGACAGGCUGCAAAGAUCGUUCGGACGAAUGCGGGACAAGACGCGCCUAUGCUUGAAGUGAGGCUCUACUCGGAUCCUGAAGAUGUGUCGGAUCAAUAUCUAAACUGGAAGCUAACGCUUGAGGACGCAGUGCCAGUCCCUACUAGUGCCGAGGAGCUGACGGAACACUCUAGAUUCCAACAACAGAUCAGGGUCACCGAUUUCAAUGACUGGCAAUUGACUGGAUUGGAGCUCAUCUCACGGGCACUAAAAGUGCCCGAGCUUGACGCAGACGGCCUCCAUUCGAACGGCCUGCAAGAGCUCCACGACCACCUAAAUGCGAUUCCGAAGCAUUGCAAUCUAGAGGCACCUUACUUUUUCACAACAGGUCCAGAGUUGGGUUCCGUCCACGUGCACGUUGGUGUGCAACCUAGCGCCGAAUGUGAGCAGGAAGAUCUUUCUACAGAGUUUCUCCAGCAUCUUGCAUUCAUUUGCAUGGUAUUUGAAGACACCAUCACGCUGCUGCAUCAUCCCGAAAGGCAAGGCUAUCAGGGCACGAAAGCUUUCAAGUAUGCCAAAAGCAACCGAACGGCGAUCAAGGCGAGCGAGCACUCCUGCACGAUAGCACCCCUGUUCUCAUGUGAGGAGGCAUUCCUUAAGAUUUUUGAAGUGGACGUGAUCCGCCUGGUCGGCCUUCUACAGUAA